CCUGGCGGCAGCGUCUGGUGGCCACGUUGACAGGGCGGGAGUCCGGGUGCGCCGGGUAGCGCAGGGCAGGCUGGGCGCUGAUCGUUGCUCGUUGGCCGGGUGCGAGUACUCGGUGCGGGAGCGGGGGCUGCUGCCACAGUAAAAAUGUCUUCGCCUCCCAAAGAAAAAGCAGAGACGCGGGCCGGACACCCUCCUGCUGUGAAAGCUGGUGGGAUGCGCAUUGUGCAGAAACACCCCCACAAUUCUGAUGCCAAAGAAGAAAAGGAUAAGGAUGACCAAGACUGGGAAACUAGCAGCCCACCUAAACCAACAGUGUUCAUCUCUGGAGCCAUUGCUAGGGGCGACAAGGACUUCCCUCCAGCUGCAGCUCAGGUGGCUCACCAGAAACCACAUCCUUCUGUGGAAAAGCUUCCUCACCCACAGCAUGUCAAACAGCACAUCCACCAGCCUCGCAAAUGAGCUCUCCAUCAAAAUCUUGGUCAAACUGCCAUCAGUGACUAAGUUUUGAAGAGAGGAUGAAAAUCCUUUAGGAGUCAUGCUGUCAAUAAAACUGAUCUCUAAAAUAAUAUCUGAUUUCUUUAAUUGUCAAAGGUUAAUAAGAAUGAAGACAUUGUUCAGUUGCUAUCCCAGGUGAAGAAUUGUCUUUUAAGUGUUUGCUGAUCAGGGGUGGAUUGCUUAAUAAGAUUUUCUUAUUUCCAAGAAAAAUUUUAGUACAAAUGGUAUGAUUUAUGAGCUUAAACAGUGUACUUUUAGUUGUGGCAUCGCAAUAGCAGAUAGCUAAUGUAGCUUUUAUGUUAAGCUGGUAAGGAGGAAUAGCCCUUUAGCACUGCUACCUUUACUAUCUGGAAGGGGUUUGUUGUGUGCAUUGAGAUAGAAAUCAGAGGUUGUCUUGAUUACAUAGCACCCUUGCAGCCUUCAGUAUCCUACAGUGUUAAAUCCUAGUGCCAGUGCUCUCUAAUUUCAACUAGUGAGGUGAUAAAGAACGCCAAAACAUUUUCAAGUGGGCCAAAAUCCAGCAGAAUCUUCUUGACACUCCUUCACACUCACACAGACUUGCUGUGGUUCUUCCAUUUGAAAGUCUGUGGGUAUGGAGAAGGGAAGCAAGUCAGAAUACGAGAGCACUGCUGCUGUCGGCAGAUCUCAGGAGUCUCACUAGGGACUAUUUUUUUUAAUGUGGUGAUAAUUUCAUGGUUCAAAUAACAAGCUGAAGAGGAUCAGGACCCUCCAGAAUUGAACUUAAAAUGAACUGUCCAAAAACAUGGUUUGGGUUUGUUUUU
This is a messenger RNA of Dryobates pubescens (Downy woodpecker), 1277 nucleotides long. RefSeq names its product death associated protein (gene DAP). The coding region runs from base 145 to 459 and encodes 104 amino acids. Lineage: Eukaryota; Metazoa; Chordata; Aves; Piciformes; Picidae. Gene Ontology annotation, molecular function: death domain binding. The transcript has 4 exons. Gene Ontology annotation, biological process: cellular response to amino acid starvation; negative regulation of autophagy; apoptotic signaling pathway. The record is from RefSeq and is a predicted model, not a curated record.